Molecule: messenger RNA, 1738 nt
Organism: Bursaphelenchus okinawaensis
Lineage: Eukaryota; Metazoa; Nematoda; Chromadorea; Rhabditida; Aphelenchoididae
Source: the annotation of a GenBank genome assembly
AUGGAUUCUGGAGACAUUGAAGAUGGUUUUGUAACGGCAGGAGGUAACAAGAAGCUUGAUGGAUUUGUUCAGACAAAGCUGAAGGUCAAGAAGGACAAGGUUAACGAUGUACCUCAAAUCGAGAGCGACUUAGGAUGGAGCAGGAAAGUGUUUGUGAGAACCUGGGGGUGUGCACAUAACAGCAGCGAUUCAGAGUACAUGAGUGGUUUACUAGUAAAUUCAGGAUUCAAACUGACUUCAGAAGCGGAUUCUGCAGAUUUGUGGAUUCUGAACAGUUGCACGGUGAAAACACCUUCAGAAAAUCAGUUGGAGAACGAGAUUGGAAAAGCCAGAAAGCAGAACAAGAAAGUUGUGGUAGCUGGAUGUGUGUCACAGGUAUGUUUUCAUUCUUUCUUACCUUGCUUUAGGUGAACUAAACAUUUGCUUUCUGAAGAAACACUAUAAUUCCAAGUUUAGGCAGCACCCACAUCAGGAUUCUUAAAAGAUGUGUCUAUUGUGGGAGUACAGCAAGUUGACCAGAUUGUAAAUGUUGUAGAAGAAACCCUGAAAGGAAAUGUUGUUAGACAUCUCAGUUUAAGGAGGAAAGAAGCGUUGUCUCUUGACAUGCCCAAGGUCAGGAGAAACAAGUUUGUGGAGAUAUUGGCCAUCAACACAGGAUGUCUCAAUCAUUGUACCUACUGCAAGACGAAGCAAGCCAGAGGCGAUCUCAAAAGUUUUCAUAUUGAAGACAUCGUUCGACGAGCACAGACGGCUUUUCAAGAGGGAUGUAAGGAGAUCUGGCUCACCUCCGAAGACUUGGGAGCAUACGGACGUGAUAUUGACCAUGUAAGGUUUAAAAUAUAUGCGUAUUCUUUCAUUCUUACUUUAUUUUAUUACAAUUUAUUUGUAGGUAUUACCUGACCUUCUAAAUGCUUUGGUAGAGGUUAUCCCGGAAGACUGUAUGAUGCGUCUCGGCAUGACUAACCCACCAUAUAUUCUGGAUCACUUACAGGAAAUAUCGGAGAUUCUGAACCACCCUCGCGUCUACUCGUUCCUCCAUAUCCCAGUCCAAGCUGGAAGUGAUGCUGUUUUAGCUGAGAUGAAGCGAGAAUACACUUCAGCUCAGUUCUGCAAAGUGGUCGAGUUUAUGAGAGAAAAGUAAUUAAGUUCGCUUUUAUUUACGUAUAAUCAUAUCUUUAAGCCCUCUAAUUAUUAUACUUACAAAGUAGCUUAAAACUUCAGGGUUCCAAAUGUGUAUAUAGCAACAGACUUUAUCUGCGCCUUCCCAUCGGAAACCUCGGAAGAUUUCGAAGACAGUAUGCGUUUAGUGAGGAAGUACAAGUUCCCAUCUUUGUUCAUCAACCAGUUCUACCCUCGCCCAGGUACACCAGCUGCUCGUCUCAAAAAGAUUGACACAAUCGAAGCUCGCCGAAGAACUGCAGCGAUGACAGAGUUGUUCAAAAGUUACAGUACUUACAACGAAGAUCGGAUAGGAAACGUGUACAAGGUGUUAGUGUGUGAAAGAGCUACGGACAAGGUAAACUAUGUUGGCCACAACAAAGCAUACGAACACAUAUUGAUAUCUUCGAACAAAGAUUUGAUGGGGAAAUGGGUGGUAGUGAAGAUAACAGAGGUGUCCAAGUUUUACAUGAAGGGCCGCGUCGUCGACCAACAAAAUAUUACCUUGAGUUACAAAUUGGUACUAGUAAUCCCGUUCUUGUUGUUGUUGAUUUUCUACUUUAUUGUUAAACUGUUAUAA